Messenger RNA from Xiphophorus couchianus (Monterrey platyfish), 9101 nucleotides. RefSeq names its product tetratricopeptide repeat protein 28. The transcript has 24 exons. Gene Ontology annotation, molecular function: protein binding. Lineage: Eukaryota; Metazoa; Chordata; Actinopteri; Cyprinodontiformes; Poeciliidae. The record is from RefSeq and is a predicted model, not a curated record. Bases 1220 to 8356 code for a protein of 2378 amino acids.
AUCUUCUUGGUCUUAAAGACACUUUUAAGUAUUUUAUUUACGUAGAGGAUACUUCAGCUCUCGUUUUAUCAAAGUCGAUUUAUUCCAAUGAUGAGUAUAUUUGUAAACCUCGGUCCAAUACCAUAAAUGCCUUGUGGAUUUAAUGUGUUCAUUUAAAGGCACAUAGAACUAACUCCAACUGGACUAAACCAAGUUUUAACCUGAGGUUAUUUUAUGACAUUAUACGCAUCUACACACCAUUCUUAUGUCAGUCUGCUGUAAUUCACAGCCAGUCUCCAGCCUGGGCGGCUCCAUCAGCACAUUGCGUAAACGUAAGGCGCACUUUUUGGCAACUUGGGAUGCCGUCGGCGCUAUGACCCUGCUUCCUUCCAUCUCCACAGCUCGGCUCCUCUGCUCAAAGUCUGUAAACUGCAAGGCUGGAGGAGCGCAGGGGAGGAAGUCACCAAAUAGCUGUAGUUCCAAUUUGUUACUGUUGCAGGAUCCAGGGUUUUCUUCCAGUACAGCCUCACAGAAAUUCCAGGGAUUUUUUUUCUUCUUCUCGUGUGUGAGGCUGUACAAUCUCCUUCCCGUGAAUCUUACCGCCUGUCUCCACUGGGCUCAGUUUUAAUUCUUCCUCCACUUCUUCCAAAAGUGUGCAUCUACAGCCGGCGGGGGAACGGAAUUUGAUCACUGUGAUGAAUAUUUUUCCAUUUUACGCACGCGUGUCGUCUUCCUAUCGUUUUCCACUUUAUGCGAGCGGCGUAGGACUGACUGUGCAGCCUAGUUUGAAGGAACAGCCUCGUUUUGAAAAGUUGAAGAAUAAUCACUCUCUACACACCGUCUGGAACGGUUCUAGAGGCGCCGAGCGCGGCUGAGGAGGGGAGUGGGUUUAACGCGCCGCUCCACUUUGGAUUUACGCGUAGGAACCUUUCACCUAAAUAUUACCAGUCUACACUAACCGGGUCUGUGAUUUACAUUUCCUCAAGUGUGGAUGUAACCCGAGGUAUGAUUUGCCCAACAUGAAAUAAAAGAAGAAGAAGAAAGAAAAAAAAAAGAGAGAAAACUGCCGCAAAGCUGAGACUCGAUCGCACACCAUCAUGCACCACUUCUUGGGAAAAAUUUGCUGCAAAAUCGAGGGAAGUAGAGCGGCAGCAUGACUUGUGCUCUGGAUUUCUUUGAGUCUACAUUCCGUUCUCACACAGCCUAAUAUCUUAAUGCUGUUCCAUUUUGGUUUACAAAUAUGAUGAAAUGGCAGCCCCGGAAGAAGGCAUACUUCCGACAGGGUGUUGCCCUUCAGUACCUUGGUCGCCAUGCGGACGCACUGGCCGCCUUCGCCUCUGGGCUGGCCCAGGACCCCAAGAGCCUUCAGCUGCUUGUGGGGAUGGUGGAAGCCGCCAUGAAGUCACCACUACGAGAUUCUCUGGAGCCCACCUAUCAGCAGCUUCAAAAGAUGAAGCUGGACAAAAGUCCCUUUGUGGUGGUGUCUGUGAUUGGCCAGGAGCUACUGACAGCGGGGCACCACACGGCCUCCGUGGUGGUGCUGGAAGCCGCUUUGAAGAUAGGAACGUGCAGCCUCAAGCUUCGCGGCUCCGUCUUCUCUGCCCUCAGCAGCGCCCACUGGUCCCUGGGCAACACAGAGAAGAGCCUCGGAUACAUGCAGCAAGACUUGGAGGUGGCCAAGACCUUAGGUGACCAAACUGGGGAAUGCCGUGCUCAUGGGAAUCUGGGCUCUGCAUUCUUCUCCAAGGGGAACUAUCGUGAAGCAUUAACCAACCAUCGCAACCAGCUGGUACUGGCCAUGAAGUUAAAGGACAGAGAGGCUGCUUCAAUGGCGCUGAGCAGCUUGGGCCAUGUAUAUACCGCCAUAGGGGACUAUCCGAACGCCCUCGCCAGUCACAAGCAGUGCGUCCUGCUGGCCAAGCAGUCCAAGGAUCAGCUGUCUGAGGCUCGUGAGCUGGGAAACAUGGGAGCCGUCUACAUCGCCAUGGGAGACUUUGAUAAUGCUGUUCAAUGUCAUGAGCAACAUUUGGGCAUUGCUAAAGCCCUGGAAAAUAAAAGAGAAGAGGCCCGAGCUUACAGCAACCUUGGUAGUGCCUACCACUACCAUCGUAACUUUGACAAGGCCAUGUCCUACCACACCCAUGUCCUGGAGCUUGCGCAGGAGCUGGAGGAAAAGUCCAUCGAGAUGAGGGCAUAUGCAGGGCUGGGUCACGCUGCCCGCUGUAUGCAAGACUUGGAGAGAGCCAAGCAGUACCAUGAACAGCAGCUGUCAAUCGCUGAAGGACUGAAGGACAGGGCUGCAGAAGGAAGGGCAUCCUCCAACUUGGGCAUCAUUCACCAGAUGAAGGGGGACUACGAGACUGCACUGAAACUACACAAAACACACCUGGCUAUUGCUCAGGAGCUGAAUGACUAUGCUGCCCAAGGCAGGGCCUAUGGCAACAUGGGUAAUGCCUACAAUGCUCUUGGAGCUUUCGACCAAGCAGUUCGUUAUCAUCGCCAGGAGCUGCAGAUCUCCAUGGAGGUUAAUGACCGUGCCUCACAGGCCUCCACCCAUGGCAACCUGGCUGUGGCGUACCAAGCCCUCGGUGCCCAUGAUCGUGCUCUACAGCAUUACCAGAACCACCUCAACAUCGCUCGAGAGCUGAGGGAUGUCCAGAGCGAAGCACGGGCUCUGGGAAACUUGGGAAACUUCCACUGCUCUCGAGGAGAGUUUCCACAGGCUGUGCCCUACUAUGAGCAGUACCUCAGAUUGUCCCCAGAACUUCAGGACAUGGAGAGUGAAGGGAAAGUUUGUCACAAUCUGGGUUAUGCUCACUACUGCCUGGGCAACUACCAGGAUGCUGUUAAAUACUAUGAGCAGGAUCUUGCGCUGGCCAAGGACCUUCAUGACAAACUUAGUCAGGCCAAGGCGUAUUGCAACCUUGGUUUGGCUUUUAAGGCCCUAGGAGACUUUACUAAGGCGGAGGAGUGCCAGAAGUAUUUGCUGUCACUAGCACAGUCCCUGAACAAUGCACAGGCUCGCUUUAGAGCUCUAGGGAACUUAGGAGACAUCUUUGUCUGUAAAAAGGACGUGACAGGAGCCAUUCAGUUUUACGAGCAGCAGCUGGCCUUAGCUCAUCAGGUUAAGGAGCGCAGAAUGGAAGCCUGUGCUUAUGCUGCCCUGGGGGCCACCUACAGACUAGUGCAGAAAUAUGACAAAGCUCUAGGCUACCACACCCAGGAACUGGAGGUAUACCAAGAGCUUGGUGACGUCUCAGGAGAGUGCAAAGCCCAUGGCCACUUGGCAGCUGUCUACAUGGCCCUUGGGAAGUACGCCAUGGCCUUCAAGAGCUACGAGGAGCAGUUGGAGCUUGGACGGAGGUUAAAGGAUCCUGUUGUGGAGGCUCAGGUCUAUGGAAACAUGGGCAUCACAAAAAUGAAUGUUGGGGUGAUGGAGGAGGCUAUUGGCUACCUGGAGCAGCAGUUGGCUACCUUGCAGCAGCUGAGUGGAAACGAAGCAGUAAUGGACCGGGGCAGGGCCUACGGAAACCUUGGAGACUGUUACGAGGCCUUGGGAGACUUUGAGGAAGCGAUCAAGUAUUAUGACCAGUACUUGUCAGUGGCACAGAGCCUAAAUCGCAUGCAGGACCAGGAGAAAGCCUACAGAGGCCUAGGCAAUGGGCACAGGGCAAUGGGCAAUCUGCAGCAGUCGUUGGUUUGUUUCGAAAAACGGCUGGUUGUGGCACAUGAACUCGGGGAGUGCGGUGGCAAGGCACAGGCCUACGGCGAGCUUGGUGCACUCCACAGCCAGUUAGGCAACUACGAGCAGGCCAUUUCCUGCCUGGAGCGUCAGCUGGCCAUCGCUCGCGACACCCAGGACAGACUACUGGAGGGCGAUGCCAGCUGUGGCUUGGGUGCUGUGUACCAAGCUAUGGGAGAGUAUGAGACAGCCUUGCGAUGCCACCAGAGUGAUCUGGAGAUUGCAGAAGAAGCAGGCAGCACCACACGUCAGGCCCGGGCCUACGGCAACUUGGGUCUUACCUAUGAGUCACUUGGAAACUAUGAGCGAGCGGUGGUGUUCCAAGAACAGCACCUUAGUGUGGCGGCUCAGACUAAUGAUUUGGCUGCCAAGACGUUGGCCUAUGGCAGCUUGGGGAGAACACACCAUGCGCUGCAGAACUACUCACAAGCUGUCAUGUACCUGCAGGAAGGCCUGCGGCUCGCGGAGCAGCUGGCUCGGCGCGAGGACGAGGCAAAGAUUCGCCAUCGUCUCGGCCUCUCCCUGUGGGCCAGUGGGAACUUGGAGGAGGCCCAACAUCAGCUCUACCGGGCGUCUGCACUGUUCGAGACCAUCCGCCAUGAGGCCCAGCACAGCACGGACUAUAAACUCUCGCUGUUUGACCUGCAAACCUCCUGUUACCAGGCUCUCCAAAGGGUCCUCGUCAGCCUUGGCCACCAUGACGAGGCCUUGGCUGUAGCGGAGCGCGGUCGUACGCGAGCCUUCGCUGAUCUCUUGGUGGAGCGACAGACGGGCCAACAGGACUCGGACCCCUACACGCCUGUAACAGUGGAGCACAUCUUGGACACAGUCAACAGUCAGAGAGCCUUGGUGCUGUAUUUCUCAAUGGCAGCAGGCUACCUCUACAGCUGGCUACUGGCUCCAGGGGCAGGGAUCCUCAAGUUUCAUGAGGUUUACCUCGGUGAGGGCGUGUCAGAAGGAGGGUCAGACUUCCAGGAUGGAGGUGGGGGUGGGAUGGUGAGCAGCUCUUCGCUGGAGCAGCACAUUGCCAGCGCUCGGGAGGCCCUGGGAGUCGAGUCGUACUACAGCAGGGGGUGUUCUAGCAGUGAGACAGAGAGCGAGGCGGGUGAUUUUUUGGACCAACAGUUUGAAGAACUCAACAACAAGCUCAACUCGGUCACCGACCCGACAGGCUUCCUGCGCAUGGUGUCGAGAAACAACCUGUUCAACAGGAGCUGUCAGAGUAUGACUAGCCUCUUCAGUAACACUAUGUCUCCUGCCAAAGAUGGUAACUCCUCACUGCCUCGACGCUCCAGCAACCUUGGCAAACCUCCACUGCGGGCACUUUACGAUUUACUCAUUGCACCUAUGGAGGGGGGGCUGAUGCAUUCCAGCGGGCCUGUUGGCAGACAUAGACAGCUAGUGAUGGUCCUGGAAGGAGAGUUGUACCUCAUCCCAUUUGCUCUGCUAAAAGGAAGCUCCUCUAAUGAAUACCUGUAUGAGCGUUUCAGCCUCAUUGCUGUGCCCUCCAUCCAUGGCCUUGGAUUCAGCGCAAAGACUCACUCUCGGCGUCCUGGACCAGCUCCCUGUGGUGGUGUCUCCAUGGCAGCAGUGGUGGGAAAUCCUAGACUACCCUCGCCUGUGAUGGACCGCUGGCUUUGGGGACCCAUGCCCACCGCUGAGGAAGAAGCUCUAAUGGUUGCAGAGCUACUGGGGUGUCAACCUCUUACUGGCUCAUCUGCCACCAAGGAGAGGGUGAUGGGUGCCCUCACGCAGGCUGAAUGCGCCCAUUUUGCCACCCACAUUUCCUGGAAACUGGCGGCUCUAGUGCUCACCCCAAACCCUGAAUGUGUACCUGGUGGGGCAGGUGCCACUGUUGGGGUGGGAACAAUAGGCAGAGGCGCGAGCAGUCGGAGAGGCAGCAGCGGUCGAGGCAGGAAGGGCUCCGUUGGCAGCGGCUACACCAUCCCAGAGUCUCUCAACAUGCAGGAUGACAGCAGUGAUGUGGAGAGUAUCUGUGACAGUCCGCCCCUGCAGGAGUUCCUGCUAACAGCCGCAGAUAUUUUGGACCUGAGGCUGCCUGUCAAGCUGGUGGUGCUGGGGUCGUACCAAGAAUCUAGCAGUAAGGUGACAGCAGACGGUGUUGUGGGACUAACCAGAGCCUUCCUGGCUGCUGGUGCUCAGUGUGUUCUUGUGUCCUUGUGGCCUGUACCCGUUGCAGCCUCCAAGAUUUUUGUCCAUGCUUUCUACUCUGCCCUGCUGAACGGGACCAAGGCUAGUGCAGCACUAGCAGAUGCCAUGAAAACCGUGCAGAGCAGCAAACAGUACUCUCAUCCGUCCAACUGGGCAGGAUAUAUGCUGAUUGGCAAUGACGUGAAGCUUAACAGCCCAUCUUCCCUUAUUGGCCAAGCGUUGGCUGAAAUUUUGCAGUAUCCAGAUCGAGCUCGUGAUGCUCUGAGAGUCUUACUUCAUCUGGUGGAGAAGUCUCUUCAGAGGAUACAAAAUGGCCAACGUAAUUCAAUGUAUACAUCCCAGCAGAGUGUGGAGAACAAGGUCGGGGGCGUUCCCGGCUGGCAGGCCCUGCUGACAGCCGUGGGCUUCCGUCUCGACUCCGCAGGCACUGGUAUUCCUGCUGCAGUUUUCUUUCCCACUGCUGACCCAGGAGACAGACUCCAGCAGUGUAGCACUACGCUACAAUCACUACUGGGUUUGCCGCCGCCAGCUCUCCAGGCUUUGUGCAAACUCAUCACUGCUUCAGAGGCAGGAGAGCAGCUCAUCAACCGGGCUGUCAAAAAUAUGGUGGCCAUGCUUCACCAGGUGCUAGUGCAACUCCAGACAGGAGAGAAGGAGCAGGACUUCUCCCUCCUACCCAUUCAGGUGUCCAUUAGUGUGCAACUGUGGAGACUGCCUGGAUGCCAUGAAUUUCUGGCUGCUCUUGGAUUUGAUUUAUGUGAGGUAGGACAGGAAGAGGUGGUGCUAAAGACGGGCAAACUGGCUAAUCGGCGCACCUUGCACUUUGCUCUUCAGUCUCUGCUGGCACUGUUUGACUCCACAGAACUGCCCAAGCGCCUGAGCCUGGACAGCUCAUCCUCCCUUGAGUCUUUGGCUUCGGCUCAGUCUGUCUCUAACCCAUUGCCAGUGGGAUACUCAAGCCUUCCUUUCUCUCCCCCAUGCCUGGACAAUCAAGCAUCAGAUGCCAUCUCUGUCUACAGCCUCAGCUCUGUAACAUCCUCUAUGAGUUUUGCCUCCAAGUCAGACUGUGACUUCCUUAGUCAUCGACAACGAGGGGGCGCCACUGCACACUUCACUGUUCACAAACACCCACAUGUUCCACGCAGUCGCUCGUCCCCACAAGGAGCUGCUGCUGCAGGUGCAGGAACACGAGGUGACGAAGAGGAGUAUGAGGGCUUUUCCAUUAUCAGCAGCGAGCCACUGGGCAGCCACUGUGACUCUCUGCCUCUACCACCAGGUCACAGUCAGCGACACCACCGAGGAGGCAGGGGGGUUGGUGGGUCCACAGGAGCAGGGAGAGGCUACACGGUCUCUGUGUCAUCACGGGGCAGUGUCAGCACCCCGACGUCUCCUGUCAAAACAUCCCUUGUGCCCAGUCCAAACUCGCCAUUCCAGAAGGUGGGUAAGGUGAGCAGCUCAGACACAGGCGAAUCUGACCAGUCCAGUACUGAGACAGACAGCACUGUCAAGUCGCAGGAAGAAAAACCUGUUCAUCUGGACCCUCAAGAGCUGGCCCAGAAGAUUCUGGAGGAAACUCACAGCCACUUACGAGCUGUGAGCAGUCUUCAGCGGGUUGGAGCGGAGGGCGGGACUGGACCUGCUGCGGCCUCAGCCCGGAGCGGUACGUUCCGCUCUUCCGAAACCAGUGCAUUCAGUCGUCCUAACAGCAGCGCCAGUGGUCGAGCACAGUCUUCCCCCAAGCCCAAGCCUCCCUCCCGUUCUUCUUCCCUGCAGAAGGUAAGCUCUGGAUACAACAGCCCUGCAGUCUCAGAGUCUUCCCAAAAAGAUGGUAGCCAUCCUUCCCCCACCAUGGACAGCCAUGCACAGUUCAAACUGAAGUACCCAAGCUCUCCAUACAGUGGCCACAUUUCCCGCUCUCCCAGCAAUGUGUCUCCCAGCUCUGGACACCAGUCACCAGCUGGUAGUGCUCCGUCUCCUGCUUUGUCCUACUCUUCUACAGGCUCUGCCUGUUCUACAUCAGCAGAUGCUCCAGAUCUGGACCGGCUAAGAAGAGGGGUCAUUGAUGAAAAAGUCCAAGCUAUCCAUAACCUGAAGACGUUUUGGACUAAUGCCGCAGCUCAACAGCAGCAACAUCUAGGUCCUGUCAAAGCCAUCCACAGCAAAUCCGGACCUAUUGCUUCAGCCAGUAGAGAUGUACUGAGCCUUCUAAACCUCUCCCCACGCCGCUGCUCCCCUCAUGACACCCAAGACAGCCUGGAGCUGCGGGAGCUGGGACUGCAGUCACUGGAUAGCGGUACCAAGAAUUCUUCCAAUGGACACCACUGUUCCAACCCCAGAAAAGUUGCCCCGUCGCCUACAAUUUCCACAAGCAGCAGCCCUGGUGCUCGUUCUAUCCGACUACCUGCCGGCAACGGAUACAAAUUCCUCUCGCCGGGAAGAUUUUUCCCUUCUUCUAAAUGCUGAAACGUUGAAAGUGGUUCUGUAAUUUACUAUCCUUUGUGGCAGAGGAUCAGGGCACCUCUUCAGGACCACCAUUGGCCCAUCAAGCCUAACUCAGUCUGAGGGAUUUCUUUGACUUGUAUGUUCCUGCAGAAACAGAUGAUUGAAUGGCUUGGAGACUGUCUUGUCUUUGUGCCCAUAACACUGUAAAUGGCAAUGAGAAAUACUCAACGACCUGAUACUGUGUUUGUGUGUAACUGUGUCAGGUAGCGCUAAAUGCAAUUUGAUAUUUUUUUUUUUUCCCCAAAAAAGUUGCUGUUUGUGUGGUCAAAAGAUGCAACAAACCUUAUUUCCCUCCAUUCUACUUUUUGUUUUUAAAUUUAAUUAUUAUUGUUAUUAUUGUUUGCUAUUGUUGUUAAUAUAAAAAUUAUUAUUAUUAUUAUUAUUAUUAUGUUUUGUAAAUUUAUUUGUGUUUUACAAUCAGUAUUAACUGUUUUUAUAAUUAAAAGUGAACAAAUCUGUACCGUGUAAAGAUGGAUAGAGUGAAAAAAAAUCAAUUUAAUAUUUUUUAUUGAAAUCUAGAGGGCAUUUUGCCUGAUUUCUUUGUGAUCUGAGUGUCUGCUCUGAAGCAUGGAUUCUCUUGCUAUUCAGUGUUAAGUACCAUGUAUGACUUUUUACCCCCAUGAUUUUUUUGAGAUUGAACAUGGCAGUUUCACAGCAACAAUCUGUCAUUUACCAGUAAACUGUUUCAAUAAAAACAUCAUGUUUA